AUGGGAAACAGCCAAUCAGGUUACAAAUGCAAACCCUACAAAACAAUCUAAGAAAUUACCUAAGAAAUGAACUUUGCUCUUUCUUAAAGCUCAACAAUAGUUAAGCAAUUCUUGUAAGAAAGGGAAAAUUUUAGAAAACAGUUUAACGAAAACAUACUAGAGCCUCAUUUCGAAUGCACUCAGAAAGAUUUAGUUUUGAUAAAUAAUUAUUAUACAGAUAAUAACAAAUCUUUUUUAAUUAAAAAAAUGGGAAAGAUUAUUUUAAAAUAAUAUAUUGACCUAAUUGACAAAACAAUCUUAGAAUGCAUUCAGAUAUUAGACUUAGCUUAUAAAGUUAUCGAAAAGAUUUCUAUUUCUAAAACUUUGAUAAACAGUGACAUAUAAAUUAAAAUAGAAGUGUAAAAUUAAACUGAAAACUUAUCUUAAAAUAUUUCAAACCUUGAACUAUUUUUAUUUUAAUAUAUUGACUAUCAGCAAAUAACCAGAAAUCAAUAUAAAAAUAGAUAGUGUAUUUAAGAUAAUCACAAAGAAGUAUUAAUCAGUUAUCAAUCAUCAAUAAAUACUUUCCAAAGUUCAUGA
Tetrahymena thermophila SB210 is the source of this 579-nucleotide messenger RNA. RefSeq lists its product as hypothetical. The record is from RefSeq and is a predicted model, not a curated record. The transcript has a single exon. NCBI's taxonomy places the organism in Eukaryota, Ciliophora, Oligohymenophorea, Hymenostomatida, Tetrahymenidae.